AUGACGUGGAUAAAUCUGAUUGGCACUGCCAACAUUCUGGCAGGGGUCCACGGAAUUGCUGCAAUAGUGACCAGACGUUCCCUCCCUUCCACGUCUGCUCGCGAGACUAGAGCCUGUUUCCAUGACGAUACGACCAGUGAUCGGUCAUAUGCCAUCCUGCCCUCUAUUGACUCAGACCAACAAUCACAAUAUUCAGCUCCUAAUAUCUACACUGAGAAUGAGCAGUUGGGCAAGUAUGAGAUCAUGGAUGGUGCUCCAGUGAGGGGGGAGUCCAUCCCCAUCCGUCUGUUCCUGGCAGGCUAUGACCUCACUCCCACUAUGAGGGACAUUAACAAGAAGUUCGGUGUCCGCUACUACCUCAACCUCGUGUUGGUGGAUGAGGAGGAGAGGAGAUACUUCAAACAGCAGGAGAUUGUGCUGUGGAGGAAGGAAAAGCUGUGGAACAUGUUACCAAGUAUUAGCUCACUGGCUCUAAUUGGACUGCACUAUGUGUGUGUGUGUGUGACCAUACUAUCUAUUGUGUGACGUGUUCGUUGUACUGAAUACAAUUAUGCGGGGGCGUUGUGUGUAAAUGGU
Halichondria panicea is the source of this 576-nucleotide messenger RNA. RefSeq lists its product as uncharacterized. The record is from RefSeq and is a predicted model, not a curated record. Gene Ontology annotation, biological process: intracellular protein transport; retrograde transport, endosome to Golgi. The coding region runs from base 1 to 525 and encodes 174 amino acids. NCBI's taxonomy places the organism in Eukaryota, Metazoa, Porifera, Demospongiae, Suberitida, Halichondriidae. The transcript has 4 exons. Gene Ontology annotation, cellular component: retromer complex; endosome.